Prorocentrum cordatum is the source of this 438-nucleotide messenger RNA. NCBI's taxonomy places the organism in Eukaryota, Dinophyceae, Prorocentrales, Prorocentraceae. The record is from the annotation of a GenBank genome assembly.
AUGGAUCGGUUGGACCAUUUCUUGGAAAAGUACAACGGGCAAGAACAGUUUCUUUAUUUGGCAGUAUGCGAGAAAUUCAAUGUGGAGCCUAAGGUAAAGGUUCAGAUCACCAAGAAGGUGGUGCAGGCCCCGGUCAUCCCGGGCGACCGCCACCAGCUCCGCCAGUUGUGCGUAGAGAUGGCUGUGGCGUCCGCCGCGGACUUCUUCGUUGCCUUUGGGGACGGCCUGGCGCAGGGCAUGGCCUCCAUGCCGUCGCUCCUGGUGUUGCAGCUCAGGCUGCACACGGCAGGGUGGCCUCUAGAGAGCAACGCCUUCUCGUUCAGGACCCCGAGGACGCCCUGGGCAUUUGAGCCGGGGGCGGCAGGCGCCGGUGCCCGGCGCUGGGUUCAGGGCCAGCACCAGCUCCCCGCGGAGCUUUGCUCUUGCGAGUGGCGCUAG